Galeopterus variegatus (Sunda flying lemur) is the source of this 909-nucleotide messenger RNA. It is a transcript of the gene MILR1, whose product is annotated as mast cell immunoglobulin-like receptor 1. Bases 10 to 909 code for a protein of 299 amino acids. Lineage: Eukaryota; Metazoa; Chordata; Mammalia; Dermoptera; Cynocephalidae. The transcript is spliced from 7 exons. The record is from RefSeq and is a predicted model, not a curated record.
AAUGUAGUCAUGAAGGGUCAAAAUGUAUCUCUGUUUUGUUCCAACAAGAACAAAUCACUGCAGAUCACUUAUUUGUUGUUUCGGAGUGGGAUAUUCCUGCAAUCCCAGGAAGGAAAAGGUGCCCCCACAGUUUUCAACCUGAGCAUCUCAGAAGUCCGUGAUUUGGGCCCCUACAAAUGCAAAGCCCAAGUUUCCAACUGUUCAGGAUAUAGUGGCGAGUUCAACUUCACAGCUGUGGAGCCGGUGACUGCCCCAUUGCUGAACAUUACGGUCAUUCGAACAGAAACAGGCAGACAUAUAACACUACGCUGCAUCUCCUUCAAUGGCUCACUGCCCAUCAAUUAUACUUUCUUUGAAAAAAAUGUCAUCAUAUCACCAGCUAUCUCUAAGAAUGAAAGGAAGCCUGCUGAAUUUAACUUAACCAAGAAGAACGCUGAAGAAGAGAAAGAGUAUAGGUGUGAAGCUAAGAACAGAUUGCCUAACCGUGCACUGUACAGUCAGCCUGUCACCGUGACCUCAGCAGGCAGAGACGGCUGUCCUUUCUGCCUGCAGCUUCUGCUUCCGGGGUUACUAGUGGUGCUAGUGAUAAUAAUCCUAAUUCUGGCUUUUUGGAUACCAUCAAAGUACAAAAGAAGAAAAGCUAUGAGAGGUCAUGUGUCCAAGGAUGGUGGAGACAUACCCAUGGAAGCUGGGAUUUAUGAAAAUGUCUCUAAAAAUCCAGCAGAUGAGGAAUCUGUGCCAGGCUUGGAAUCAGGGCAAGGUGUUUCCACAGCCCAAGAUGGGACCACACAGUCCCAGGAGAUCCAUUACGCCACCCCCACAUUCCAGGAGGGGACACCAGGAGAGCAAAAAGUCUGUAAUGACAGUAAAACUGGAUAUGUCUACUCUGAACUUGUCUUCGAAAGUUAA